AUGACAGUGCGGGAGCUCAAAGAAGAGCUGGACCUGACAGCCGGCAUCCCCUUCAACCUGCAGCGACUGCAGUUCCUGGACCAAGGAAUCUUGAUGGAUGACGCCACCCUGAAGUUCUACGAUGUCGUGCCGGGAGCAGUUAUUUCAUUAUGUAUCUGGCAUUAUGAUGGUUGGACCGAACUGGUUUUGGCUGCCGUGGAAGGGGACCCCAGUAAGGUGGUUUCAUGCUUCUUUCAAUACUAG
Messenger RNA from Meriones unguiculatus (Mongolian gerbil), 243 nucleotides. It is a transcript of the gene Ankrd60, whose product is annotated as ankyrin repeat domain 60. The record is from RefSeq and is a predicted model, not a curated record. NCBI's taxonomy places the organism in Eukaryota, Metazoa, Chordata, Mammalia, Rodentia, Muridae. The transcript has 2 exons. Bases 1 to 243 code for a protein of 80 amino acids. Gene Ontology annotation, molecular function: protein binding.